Messenger RNA from Diaporthe batatas, 1140 nucleotides. RefSeq lists its product as uncharacterized. The record is from RefSeq and is a predicted model, not a curated record. The transcript has 4 exons. Bases 1 to 1140 code for a protein of 379 amino acids. Lineage: Eukaryota; Fungi; Ascomycota; Sordariomycetes; Diaporthales; Diaporthaceae.
AUGCAUUCCAAGCUGGUCUCUCUCCUCGCCUCUGCGGCACUCGCCUCUGCGAGCCCAGCCAUCCACGCUAGAGCAGUCAUAUCCCUUGAUCAAGCUGCCGUGGCUGAGGCCCAUCCACGUGACGCCGAUGCUACCAGGGCCUCGUCUAAUAUCAACAUCAAGACCUCCGACGGCAGAUGUCUCUCGGUCGACAAGCUCUCAGGUGACUUCCGGGCCAACUUGACCCCCAUCCAAGUCACCCAAUGUGGAGCAGCCGAGGGACAAGAAUGGGACAUCAUCACUGCUGGGAAGCACAUCAGCACUCCUCAGUCCAUGCUCGUCGUGAGCACUACCACCGGCGCCUGUUUCAACUUCGACCCUCGCCGGGCUGCGGGUGACCAGGUCAUUCUCUUUUCUUGUGGCGGCAGAGCUGAUGGGAGUGGAAAGGAGACCAACUCUCAGAUCUUUCCCUUCAGCCAGCCAGAUGGCCCUCAGUCGUUUCAGCCGCAGAAUGCCCCGGGGAAGUGUCUGGCCGUCAACAACAAUGUCCUGGACGUUUCUGAUUGCAGUCCCGGAGACGCCGCACAAGAAUUUCUCUUCAGCACACCAACCCCAUCUGCUUCCCCCACCACCCCGGGAACGGGCAAUCAAACAACCACCAAGAUUGAUUCCGCCGCGGUGGAGGAGGCCCAGCAGCGCGACGACUCAGCCGUGCGGGCCGUAAGCAGCACCAAGAUACGCACUUCCGGAGGCCAAUGUCUCUCGGUGGAUCCUCUUUCGGGCGAUUUCAGGAUGAACCUCAUCCCUGUGGUCUUCGCAGACUGCGCCAACUCCACCGAAUGGGACUUGAUCACUUCGGGCAAGCACAACGACGGCAGUGGCGGGGAAGCCACCCUGCUCGUGAGCACGGCCACUCAGGGUUGCAUCUCUUUCGACGCCCGAAGGGAACGUGAAGACCAGGUCAACCUGUUCUCCUGCGGCGGGAGAGCUGACGGCUCGGGCAAGACGAACCCGGGCCAGCUGUUCCCCUUCGCCGGGGGAAACAGCCUCGCGAUUGCACCGGUCAGCGAAGGCAACAAGACAUGCCUCAUUGUUGGGCAAUCAAGACUGGUAGCUGGACCUUGCGAAGACUCGGCGGCUCUGUUUACUUUGGACUCGUGA